Glycine soja is the source of this 797-nucleotide messenger RNA. RefSeq lists its product as uncharacterized. Gene Ontology annotation, cellular component: chloroplast thylakoid membrane; chloroplast inner membrane. The coding region runs from base 162 to 653 and encodes 163 amino acids. The record is from RefSeq and is a predicted model, not a curated record. NCBI's taxonomy places the organism in Eukaryota, Viridiplantae, Streptophyta, Magnoliopsida, Fabales, Fabaceae. The transcript has 5 exons.
GUUGAUUAAUGGAUUUUUGUUCUGAGACUAAAGCGAAAUGAAAUAGAAAAUGUAAAAGAUAUAUACCACCGAAUAUUAGAUGGGUCCGAAGUCCGAAGCGAUCGGCAGGCAGUGAUAGCAAAGAGAAGAUCAUUUCAUAAUCAGACUCACCUAACUCCGCCAUGGCUGCUGUUCCCUCUACUUUCGCUCUAACCAAAUCUGCAUUGUCCAUAAACAAGCUGGACCACUCUCUGGUCAAGAUCAAACCAUACAGCUUCUCUCUGAAUCUAAACCGUCUAGGGAGGAUGGAAACAUCUUUAACCAGAAGGCCUCUAACAAUUCAAGCCACAUAUAGUGAUGGUGGAAGGCCCAGCAGUGCUAGUGUAUUUGUUGGUGGGUUUCUCUUGGGAGGAUUAAUAGUUGGCACUCUUGGUUGUGUGUAUGCACCUCAGAUCAGCAAGGCCAUAGCUGGAGCUGACAGGAAGGAGUUAAUGAGAAAAUUGCCAAAGUUUAUAUAUGAUGAAGAAAAGGCUUUAGAGAAAACCCGAAAAGUACUGGCUGAGAAGAUUGAGCAACUGAACGCUGCCAUAGAUGAUGUUUCUGCUCAGCUAAGGUCAGAGGAGGCCUCAAAUGGAGUAGCUGUGAACUCUGAUGAAAUUGAAGCUGCCACAUGAGACUGCUGCAGUGAUGUCUUGGUACACAAUCGGCUAUUACUCUGUUCAGUAAAAAUCUUGUUGGUACAAAAUGUAUUUGACUUUCUUGUAAUAUCUUUCUAUUUCUUCUUAAUAAUAAACUAAGUGGUUUUCUGUUUUUGACCA